UGAGCCUUUCACUUCCCACCCAUCACCUUCUUUGUCAUUUCAUCACCACCACCACCACCAUCAUCAUCAUCUUCUUCUUCUUCUUCUUCAUUAUUGUUCUCAGGGCCGGCCAUGAUGGCAGCUGGUGGCGGAGAGCUGAUAAGGAAGUGGUUAGCGGUGGCGGCUGCGGCUGCAGUGGUGGUGCUGAUGAGCUGCGGUGGGGCUGAAGCGCAGCAGCAGCAGGUGCCUUGUUUCUUCAUUUUUGGGGAUUCCUUGGUGGAUAACGGCAACAAUAACGCCAUCUCGUCCUUGGCAAAGGCCAACUAUAUGCCCUAUGGCAUUGACUUCCCUCAAGGUCCCACAGGAAGGUUCUCCAAUGGAAAAACUACCGUUGAUGUCAUCGCUGAGUUACUGGGCUUCCAACGCUACAUUCCGCCCUACGCAACAGCGAGAGGCCGAGACAUACUCUGGGGAGUGAACUACGCAUCUGCAGCCGCCGGAAUCCGGGAAGAAACCGGCCGGCAACUGGGUGGCCGGAUUCCCUUCAGCGGGCAGGUGAAUAACUUCAGAAACACAGUCUCUCAAGUGGCGUCGCUACUCGGGAGCGAGGCUGCGGCUGCUGAUCAUCUCAAGAAGUGUAUCUACAGCGUGGGACUCGGCAGCAAUGACUACCUCAACAACUACUUCAUGCCUGCUUACUAUUCCAGCAGCCGGCAAUACACUCCGGAACAGUUCGCCGACAUUCUUAUCCGGCAAUAUGCUCAGCAGAUCAGGGCUUUGUACAACUACGGGGCAAGGAAAAUGGCCUUGAUUGGAGUGGGCCAGAUAGGCUGCAGCCCAAAUGAACUGGCCCAAUACAGCCGAGAUGGCAAAACUUGUGUCAAAAGAAUCAACGAUGCAAAUCAGCUGUUCAACAACAGACUCAAAUCUCUCGUGGAUGACUUGAACAAGAACUUACCUGGUGGUAAAUUCAUCUACAUCAAUGCUUAUGGGAUUUUCCAGGACUUACUAAACAAACCCGCUUCUUACGGCUUUAGAGUUACGAAUGCUGGGUGCUGCGGCGUAGGGCGGAACAAUGGCCAGAUUACCUGUCUCCCGCUCCAGACUCCAUGCCGGAACAGGAAGGACCACCUAUUUUGGGACGCAUUUCACCCCACCGAAGCUGCAAACACCAUCCUCGGGAGAAGAUCAUACAGUGCCCAGUCCCCCUCGGACGCACAUCCGUACGAUAUUCGCCGCCUCGCUCAGCUCUGAAGACAGCUAGAGAUGGCCUUAAUUUGCAGCCUGCCAUAAGUCAAAGAGGCUGUCAUUUUCAUUCUAGCUAGCUUGUUGUUCGCACCUCUUGCAAUAAUUGUUGUUGCCAUUAGUUGUCAUCCUAAGGCAUCCGUGAGAGUGUUCUGUUCUACAACUUGAAUGUCUAUUUCUAGCUUAGUUUCGGUGAAAGGUUGAAUUGCCUUCUAUUAAUAAAGAGCUUUGUAUGCCAGCUUUCAAUUGUAAAUAUUGGAUCGAACGUCA
Diospyros lotus (date-plum) is the source of this 1494-nucleotide messenger RNA. Its product is annotated as GDSL esterase/lipase At1g29670-like. The record is from RefSeq and is a predicted model, not a curated record. NCBI's taxonomy places the organism in Eukaryota, Viridiplantae, Streptophyta, Magnoliopsida, Ericales, Ebenaceae. The coding region runs from base 112 to 1233 and encodes 373 amino acids. Gene Ontology annotation, molecular function: hydrolase activity, acting on ester bonds. The transcript is spliced from 5 exons.